Salvia hispanica is the source of this 1176-nucleotide messenger RNA. RefSeq names its product delta(7)-sterol-C5(6)-desaturase. The record is from RefSeq and is a predicted model, not a curated record. Gene Ontology annotation, biological process: lipid biosynthetic process. Gene Ontology annotation, molecular function: oxidoreductase activity; iron ion binding. NCBI's taxonomy places the organism in Eukaryota, Viridiplantae, Streptophyta, Magnoliopsida, Lamiales, Lamiaceae.
UAGAGAACUUAAAAAAUCUUCAAUAUAAACAAAUCUCCUCCACACUUCACUCUAUUUCUCCUUCUCUCCCCAUUAAACUACUCCCAAUUGGAACUCUCUCUCUCUGAAUCCUCUGCUUCUCCGCCGGGGCGAUGGAGGAUCAGCUGCGCCAGUUCGUGGAAGAAACUUCGUGGUACAACGACCUCGUUCUCGGAGCGGUGCUGCCGGAGAAGUGGUGGGCCCCACUCCCCCACUUCUACAGAGGCUGGCUACGGAACUACAUUGGCGGCACCUUGCUCUACAUGGUCUCCGGGAUCUUAUGGUGUUUCUACAUCUACUACUUAAAGCGCAAUGUCUAUCUUCCUAAAGAUGCCAUUCCUACUAGAAAAGCCAUGCUUUUGCAGAUAAAGGUUGCAAUGAAAGCUAUGCCAUGGUACUGUGCUCUACCAACAAUCUCUGAAUACAUGAUUGAACGUGGAUGGACUAAAUGCUUUCCAAGAAUAAGCGAUGUUGGGUUUGCUGAAUACCUCUGCUAUAUUUGUGUCUAUCUUAUAAUUGUGGAAUUUGGAAUAUACUGGAUGCAUAGAGAGCUGCAUGACAUAAAGCCUCUCUAUAAGUAUCUCCACGCCACGCAUCACAUAUAUAACAAGCAAAAUACGCUCUCCCCAUUUGCUGGUCUGGCCUUCCACCCACUUGAUGGUAUACUGCAGGCAGUGCCCCAUGUGGUAGCUCUCUUCCUGGUGCCAAUGCAUUUCACGUCGCACAUAGCCCUUCUGUUCAUAGAGGCUCUGUGGACUGCCAAUAUUCACGACUGCAUACACGGGCAAAUAUGGCCGGUAAUGGGUGCUGGCUACCACACGAUUCACCACACCACUUAUCGCCAUAACUAUGGCCACUACACAAUAUGGAUGGACUGGAUGUUCGGAACCCUACGUGAUCCACUGGAAGAUGACGCCAAGAAGAUAUAAUGCCCGUUGCUGUUUUUAGGGUCCUAGUAUUAGUUCUUCUUUCCUUUUGAUGAUUCAUCAGGAAAGAAAAACUAUCUUUUGCUUGCAUGCUUCAGAUGUACAUUUUGUCAAUUACUGAUUGGUUUUUCUUUUCUAGAAUUCGUUCUAGAGUAGGGAAAAAAUGUGAAAUUUAUGAGACCUUUUAUUCGUAUUUGUUUUGUUUCUAUAUUCCAGACACCUUUUAUUCGCA